AGGCGUCGUGGCCCAGCCCGCCCCGCCUUAGCUCCCGCGCUAGAGAGAAACAUGUAUCGUUUCCGCUCACAGCUCUUCACGGGGAUUUCUGCUGCUGCCACCGCCCACUCGUACCCCCGCCGCUUCUCGCCUCUGUUGUUAGCCGAAGACUCGCCUCUUAGCCGCCCGCCGCACAGACGCACGAGUAAAAAGUGCAGCUCCAUCGGCUGAUCCUCGCUAAGCUCCGAGUUUAGGCGGCACCGGGCGUCCCACGAUGCCGAAGAAUAAGAAGCGGAACACUCCCCACCGCGGUGGCAGUGGUGGCAGCGGCUCAGGGGCAGCUGCAGCGACGGCGGCGACAGCAGGUGGCCAGCAUCGAAAUGUUCAACCUUUCAGUGAUGAGGAUGCAUCGAUUGAAACAAUGAGCCAUUGCAGUGGUUACAGCGAUCCUUCCAGUUUUGCCGAAGAUGGACCAGAAGUCCUUGAUGAAGAAGGAACUCAAGAAGACUUAGAGUACAAAUUGAAGGGAUUCAUUGAUUUGACCCUGGAUAAGAGUGCGAAGACAAGGCAGGCAGCUCUUGAAGGUAUUAAAAAUGCACUGGCUUCAAAAAUGCUUUAUGAAUUCAUUCUGGAAAGAAGAAUGACUUUGACUGACAGCAUUGAACGCUGCCUGAAAAAAGGGAAGAGUGAUGAGCAGCGUGCGGCUGCAGCAUUAGCAUCUGUUCUUUGUAUUCAGUUGGGCCCUGGAAUUGAAAGUGAAGAGGUUUUAAAGACUCUUGGACCAAUCCUAAAGAAAAUAAUUUGUGAUGGAACAGCUAGUAUCCAGGCUAGGCAAACCUGUGCAACUUGCUUUGGUGCUUGCUGUUUUAUUGCUACAGAUGACAUUACUGAGCUGUAUUCAACUCUGGAAUGUUUGGAAAAUAUCUUCACCAAGUCCUAUCUCAAAGAGAAAGACACUAAUGUUAUUUGCAGCACCCCUAAUACAGUGCUUCAUAUCAGCUCUCUUCUCGCAUGGACGUUAUUACUGACCAUAUGCCCAAUCAAUGAAGUGAAGAAAAAGCUUGAGAUGCAUUUCCAUAAACUUCCAAGCCUCCUAUCUUCUGAUGAUGUCAACAUGAGAAUAGCUGCUGGUGAAUCUUUGGCACUUAUGUUUGAAUUGGCCAGAGGGAUGGAGAGUGACUUUUUUUAUGAAGACAUGGACUCUUUGACUCAGAUGCUUAGGGCUUUGGCUACAGAUGGAAACAAGCACCGUGCCAAAGUGGACAAGAGAAAGCAGCGUUCGGUGUUCAGAGAUAUCCUGAGGGCAGUGGAGGAACGGGAUUUUCCAACAGAAACUGUUAAAUUUGGCCCUGAACGAAUGUAUAUCGAUUGCUGGGUCAAAAAACAUACCUAUGACACCUUUAAGGAAGUUCUUGGAUCGGGGAUGCAGUAUCAUUUGCAGUCAAAUGAAUUCCUUCGUAAUGUAUUUGAACUUGGACCCCCGGUGAUGCUUGAUGCCGCAACACUUAAAACAAUGAAGAUUUCUCGUUUUGAAAGGCACCUGUAUAACUCUGCAGCCUUCAAAGCUCGAACGAAAGCUCGAAGCAAAUGUCGAGAUAAGAGAGCAGAUGUUGGAGAAUUCUUCUAGAUUUUCAGCACUUGGAAGACCACUUUCUAAUUUUUUUUUUUUUUUGUAAUUUCUUAUUAUUUAAACUAGAGACAGUUUUAAUCUUGGGUCAGCAUAGAUAGCUUUUGUAGCAGGGGUUAUAUUAUAAUUUAAUGUACAGUAUUGCAAAUGGUGAGUUCCGAUUAUUGAAUAUUCUUUGUAAAUCAUUAAACAUAAAGUGUAAUGUUUGAUCAUUUUCUAUUUAUGAAGAGAGCAAAAAUAUGGUAUUUCACUUGAUUUCAUAAUGGGGAAAACUACCCAAGGUUAAGUUUCUCAUACUGUGGUUGUCCAAAAAUAUUGAUUAUAGUGAUGUAAAUACACAAGGUAUAUUUAACUUAAUACAAGGUAUUUAACUUAAGAUGUUAGGUGAGUUCUGGGUACAGUUUUGGGAGCUAGUUCUUCUGGAAAAGAAGAAAUAAUAAAAUAAUAAAAUUACUUUAAUUUUUAAA
Ailuropoda melanoleuca (giant panda) is the source of this 2073-nucleotide messenger RNA. RefSeq names its product interferon related developmental regulator 1 (gene IFRD1). Bases 254 to 1606 code for a protein of 450 amino acids. The transcript is spliced from 12 exons. Lineage: Eukaryota; Metazoa; Chordata; Mammalia; Carnivora; Ursidae. The record is from RefSeq and is a predicted model, not a curated record. Gene Ontology annotation, cellular component: nucleus.